AUGGACCCCAUUGUGAUUUUUCUUGUUCUGUUGAACGUUGUGCCAGGCACUUUCUCUGGUCCUCAGCUGGCCCAGUCUGGCCCAGCCAUGGUGAAGCCGGGAGGGUCGUUCAGACUGACCUGCACUGUCUCCGGGUUCCGAGUCAGCGAUCAUUACUGGAAUUGGGUCCGGAAGCAUCCAGGGAGACGCCUGGUAUGGCUGGGAUUCAUUCGGAAUAAUGCGAGACAAGGAACCACCCAGUACAAUCCCGCAUUCAGCAGCCGGAUCAGCAUCUCCAGGGACACCUCCAGGAACGAGGCUUACCUCCAGCUGAGCUCCCUGACAGCUGCAGACUCUGCAACUUAUUACUGUGUGAAAGAACCACAGAGAGACGAAGCAAUGGAGCGUCCAGACUGUGACUACUAUGCUUUCGAUUACUGGGGCCCAGGAACCCUGGUGACAGUAAGCUCUGGACAAAAAACAGCUCCUUCUGUCUUCCCUCUGGUCCCCUGUUGUGGCUUCACCCCCGGCGAACACCAGGAAAGUGUGACCUUUGCCUGCCUGGCUACUGGGUAUUUUCCAGGCAGUGCGGAAAUCACAUGGGAACCUCUGGUGGCAAGCGGAAUAAAGACAUUCCCAGAAGUGCACCCAGCUGCAAACAAUGGACAGUUCAGCAGUAGCAGUCAGUUCACAGUGCCUUCUGCGGACUUUGAAAAGAACUCUUAUACCUGCAUUGUAAAACACACUGCUAUUACAAAGCAAGGGGGUGAACGAAAGCGCAUCGAAAGGAGGGAUUGUGUUGAAAAAAAGCCCAUUCAAGUUCGCUUAUUAUCCCCUGACUGCGAUGCGGACACGGAGAUCAAUCUGGAGAUUGUAUGCAUCCUUUUGGGUUCUGGCCCUGGGCAAGCCGAAGUGGAAUGGCUGAUCAAUGGAGUUGUGAAGCAAAGGAAAGUGAAGGUGACCCUCAGUGGAAAACAAGGCAACAGUUACUCCAGCUACAUCACACAAAACAUCACCAAAAAGAGUUGGGACAAAGGGGACCAGUACACAUGCCAAGUGACUCUCCUGCCAGACACCCAGAAAAUUGGGUACAACACCAGCAAAUGCAAAGCCUGUUACAAAUCAAUGCAAGCCCCGACCGUCUCCAUCACCAAACCAUCCUACAGAGAUCUGGUUGAAGGGACAGCCACCGUCACCUGCCUCGUGGAGGCCUCCUUCCUGGAAAAUAUCCAAAUCACCUGGAAUGUAAAUGGCAGCCCUAGCACCAGUCCUCAGGCUGAAAUUGUGAAGACGGAUAACAGCGGGGGCAAAAACGCAAAAAGUAGCCACCCAGUGUCACUCGAGCAAUGGAAAGGAGGAACCACAUUCCAGUGCAAAGUAGCCACCAUGUGCUCAGAAGAAGAAAUCACCAAAGAUGUCACAAUCAAACAGGAUACAAAUAUACAAACCAUCAAGCCUAUUGUCACCAUCUCCCAAGUCUAUCGUGAAGUGUCUUCCAACAGCACCAUUGCUCAGAUUCUUGUGUGUGAUGUGAGCGGGUUUUUCCCAAUGGAAAUCAGCAUCUCAUGGAAGAAGAAUGGCGUACUACUGGACUCAUCACUGUAUGACAAUGGGCCUGUACUGCCAUCUGGGAAUGCCUACACCACUUACAGCAUCCUGAAGAUUGGUAGGAACGAAGUAGGGGAUGGGAAAGACAGCUAUGCCAACAGCUACAUCUGUGUGGUCCACCAUUCCUCCUCUCCCAAGCCAAUCACUGCUGAUGAAAUAGUAUCCUCUGAUUUUCUGGAGCCAGCUUCCCCUCAAGUUAUGGCAUUCCACAUCUCUGAGAAAGAGGCAAAGCAUAAACUCAUCUGCCUUGCUACUGGUUUCCAUCCCAAAAAUAUAGACAUUCAGUGGAGUGUUCCAGGAAUGGACCUCAACUGUAGUUCUGACUCUUCAGCUCUGGUGGCCCUCAGCGAUGGGAAGUAUCAGAAGAGCUGCAACCUGGCACUCAGUGAAGAAGAAUGGAGAGAGCCCAAAACAUACACCUGCACUGUCAAUCACAGCUCAACCAACACUUCAAUUAAGAAGAUCUUAUAUUCUUCUGGAACGGUCUCAACUCCCACCAACACAACAGUUAUAUCCAUGCAACCCCCGCCCCUUGAAGAUCUCUUUAUAAACAACAGUGCAGCUCUAACAUGCCUAGCACCUCUAGCCGAUACCAUGAUGAACUGGACAGUCAGUUGGCUUAUGGAUGGACAACCUGCCCAUGCACAAGCUGUGAUCACAGAAGUCUGGAACGAAACCACCGACACUGCCUGGAUCCAUAGCCAGUUGGUGGUGAACCUUACUGAAUGGAAAGCCACCACAAAGUUCACCUGUGGCAUUUCGACUGGAUUAGGAGAAGUCAAGCAGCUCUACCAGCGAAGGAAUGGCACCAUGAAGCCCCCGAAAGUCUACCUCCAACAGCAGUCCUCCAAAGAAGACCAAAAUGUAACCUUACUCUGUGUAGCCACAGAUUUCUACCCAGGGGAAGUUUUUGUGAAAUGGCAGGAGGAGAACACAGAGGUGUCACUGAAGGGCCAUGACGCCCACGACUUGAAAUGUGACCAUGAAAGAGAGAGAUGCUCUUUACUCAGUAUCCUCGAAGUCCCCAGAAGCCAAUGGAUGAUGGGAGUCUCCUACACGUGUCUUGUAGCUCACGUCUCUUCUGCAAACAUCAUAAUUAGAAGAGCCAAUUCUCAUUCUGAUUCCUGGGGCUCUGCUUUCACAAGUGCAGAAAUCUGCGGCAUCUGCAACGAAACAGAAGAGGAAUACAGUGAACUAACAGAGAUUGACGGUGCCUGGAACAGGGUCUCCACUUACCUUAUCCUCUUUCUUCUUGCACUCUUCUACGGGGGCCUUGUCACUUUCUUCAAGGUAAAAAGGAAAAGACAAAAAACAGCUCCUUCAGUCUUCCCUUUGGUCCCCUGUUGUGGCUCCACCCCCGGCGAACACCAGGAAAGUGUGACCUUUGCCUGCCUGGCUACUGGGUAUUUUCCAGGCAGUGCGGAAAUCACAUGGGAACCUCUGGUGGCAAGCGGAAUAAAGACAUUCCCAGAAGUGCACCCAGCUGCAAACAAUGGACAGUUCAGCAGUAGCAGUCAGUUCACAGUGCCUUCUGCGGACUUUGAAAAGAACUCCUAUACCUGCAUCGUAAAACACACUGCUAUUACAAAGCAAGGGGGUGAACGAAAGCGCAUCGAAAGGAGGGAUUGUGUGGAAAUAAAGCCCAUUCAAGUUCGCCUGUUAACCCCUGACUGCGAUGCGGAGAACACAGAGACCAGUCUGGAGAUCGUAUGCAUCCUUUUGAGUUCUGGCCCUGGGCAAGCCGACGUGGAGUGGCUGAUCAAUGGAGUUGUGGAGCAAACGAAAGUGAAGGUGACCCUCGGUGGAAAAGAAGGCAAUGGCUACUCCAGCUCCGUAGCACAAAACAUCACCAAAAAGAGCUGGGACAAAGGGGACCAGUAUACAUGCCGAGUGACGCACCCGCCAGACACCCAGGACAUUAAAAUGUACAACACCAGCAAAUGCAAAGCCUGUUACAAAUCAAUGCAAACCCCGACCGUCUCCAUCACCAAACCAUCCUACAGAGAUCUGGUUGAAGGGACAGCCACCGUCACCUGCCUCGUGGAGGCCUCCUUCCUGGAAAAUAUCCAAAUCACCUGGAAUGUAAACGGCAGCCCUAGCACCAAUCCUCCGGCUGAAAUUGUGAAGACGGAUAACGGCGGGCGCAAAAACGCAAAAAGUAGCCACCCAGUAUCACUCGAGCAAUGGAAAGGGGGAACCACAUUCCAGUGCAAAGUAGCCACCAUGUGCUCAGAAGAAGAAAUCACCAAAGAUGUCACAAUCAAACAGGAUACAAAUAUACCAACCAUCAAGCCUAUCGUCACCAUCACCCAAGUCUAUCGUGAAGUGUCUUCCAACAGCACCAUUGCUCAGAUUCUUAAUGGCGUACUACUGGACUCAUCACUGUAUGACAAUGGGCCUGUACUGCCAUCUGGGAAUGCCUACACCACUUACAGCAUCCUGAAGAUUGGUAGGAACGAAGUAGGGGAUGGGAAAGACAGCUAUGCCAGUGUGAUCUAUCAUUCCUCUUCUCUUGAGCCCAUGAUUAAGGCUGAAACAUCUUCUGUGGGUGAAUGUUCUGGAACGCCAGCCAAAGUGGAGGCCAUCCCCCCCUCCUUCUCUGAUAUUUACCUGACCAAGUCAGUCAAGCUCACUUGCAGAAUCUCCAACAUACCCAGUGGUCAGAAGAAUCUUGAAGAAUUGAAUGUCACCUGGACACGAGAACGUGACAAUAAACAGCUGGAAACUAAAAUCGGAGAGGCCAAGGAGCAAGAAAACAGUGACCUGGUAUUUGUUGAUGCAACAGCUGCUGUUAACCCAGAAGAGUGGGAGAGGAACUAUACCUUCACAUGCAAAGUUACUUUUCCAACCUUUCUUCCAACCACAACAAUAAAGACCCUGAGGCGGCUUAAUGGUGGGACUCCCCGCGCUCCCGCUGUCUACGUCCUCCCCCCGCCCUCGGAACAACUGGCUUUGCGGGAAACUGCUACCGUCACUUGCCUGAUGAAAGGUUUCUACCCCAACGACUUCUUUGUGAAAUGGCUGCGGAACGAUGAGCCGGUGGGAGCUUCAGACUACUUCACCAGCAAGCCCGUCCAGGAAUCCAGGACCCCCGAGCGGUACUUCACCUACAGCACGUUGACCAUCGAAGAGCAGGACUGGAGUUACGGAGCCACUUACACUUGCGUGGUGGGACAUGAGGCGCUCCCCCUCCAGACAACUCAGAAGACCAUAGACAAGAACAUGGGUAAACCCACCCUUGUCAACGUCUCCCUCGUGCUCUCCGAAACCGCCAACACUUGCUACUAUUCCAAGGACUGUAAUGUCAUGGGUGCGGACAUCUGUGUCAUCUGCAAUGGAACUGAAGAUGUGUACUGGGAACUAACAGAGAUGGAAGGUGCCUGCUACAGGGUCUCCACUUACCUGGUCCUGUUUCUUCUUUCACUCUCCUAUGCGGGCCUUGUCACUUUAUUCAAACAAACCAGCAGUUUGCCUCAUUAA
Messenger RNA from Euleptes europaea (tarantolino), 5067 nucleotides. RefSeq lists its product as uncharacterized. Lineage: Eukaryota; Metazoa; Chordata; Lepidosauria; Squamata; Sphaerodactylidae. The transcript has 21 exons. The record is from RefSeq and is a predicted model, not a curated record. The coding region runs from base 1 to 5067 and encodes 1688 amino acids.